CCCUCAGAGUUUCGCAAGUGACGGCAGUUCCGCAUCGCCAGGUUUGAUGGGCAACGUUAAUUAAGGAUAUUUGUGACUUUCUAACCGUCUUUAUUGUUGUUUUAUGCCGAUAAUUAGUUUUUCUCGCCAACUGGAGUGCUUCAGUAAAAGGAUAUGCAGACAAUAAGGAACUUUUUCCGGCCACCAUGGACGAGUGUUGAAAGACUGGAAGGCAAGACGGUGGUCAUCACCGGAGCCAACACCGGCAUCGGCAAACACACAGCGGCUGACUUAGCCAAGAGAGGAGCCAAGAUCAUUAUGGCGUGCAGAGACAUGGAGAAAGCUCAGGCUGCUGCCAAAGAGAUCAUAGAAAGUUCCGGCAACGACGAUGUCGUUUGCAUGAAACUCGACCUGGCCGACACCAAAUCCAUCAGAGAGUUUGCGCAGGCCAUCAACCAAGGAGAGUCAAAACUGAACAUCCUCAUCAACAAUGCAGGCGUAAUGAUGUGUCCUUACGGGAAAACAGCCGAUGGCUUUGAGCUGCAGAUCGGCAUCAAUCACAUGGGUCACUUCCUGCUGACCUAUCUGCUCCUGGACCUGAUCAAGCGCUCCGCACCGGCCAGAAUUGUUAAUGUGUCAUCCAUGAUUCACUCAUGGGGCUCCAUCAACUUGGAGGACAUCAACAGCGAGAAGAGUUACGACAAGCAGAAGGCCUACGCUCAGAGCAAGUUGGCCAACGUGCUGUUCACACGCUCGCUUGUCCAACGCCUUCAAGGCACCGGUGUAACGGCGUACUCCCUCCACCCGGGCGUGGUCCAGACAGACUUGUGGCGUCACCUGAGCGGGCCCCAGCGCUUCCUGAUGAAGUUUGCCAGCCCCUUCACCAAGUCGUCGGCACAGGGCGCCCAGACCACCAUUUACUGUGCUGUGGAGCCGGCGCUGGAGAAAGAGAGUGGCGGGUAUUACAGCGAUUGCGCCCCCGCCAACUGCUCAUCAGCGGGCAAAAAUGACGUCCUGGCGCAGAAGCUGUGGGAGCUGAGCUGUCAGAUGCUCAACAUCACUUGGGAGUGAGGUUGGCUUUAACAAAACUAAAUAAGUUUUGCAAUUGGAAUAUUUUUAUAUUCUUUACUUGUGUGAUAUUUUCUUACAUUAAAGCAAAUCUGACACCUUCACAA
Doryrhamphus excisus (bluestripe pipefish) is the source of this 1154-nucleotide messenger RNA. RefSeq names its product retinol dehydrogenase 12, like (gene rdh12l). NCBI's taxonomy places the organism in Eukaryota, Metazoa, Chordata, Actinopteri, Syngnathiformes, Syngnathidae. The record is from RefSeq and is a predicted model, not a curated record.